Molecule: messenger RNA, 1824 nt
Organism: Protobothrops mucrosquamatus (brown spotted pit viper)
Lineage: Eukaryota; Metazoa; Chordata; Lepidosauria; Squamata; Viperidae
Product: G protein-activated inward rectifier potassium channel 4-like
Exons: 3
Coding region: 1-1824 (607 amino acids)
Biological process (GO): potassium ion import across plasma membrane; regulation of monoatomic ion transmembrane transport
Cellular component (GO): plasma membrane
Molecular function (GO): inward rectifier potassium channel activity
Source: RefSeq, a predicted model, not a curated record
AUGGUGCUACCUAAUUGUAGGAGCAACAUAGAAUUGCAGCUUGAGGACAAUCUUUACGUCUACAAGAACAGCGGAGAUGAGCUGCUGAAGUAUGAUGAAUCCAGGGUCCGCAGGAAUUCCAUUCCCCCAGCUAAGAUCCCCACUGCAAAGUACAUGUUGGCUUAUCUUCCACGGCCUCCCUCAGAAACAGAUAGCCAUGGGGCCUCUUCUCCGAAGCCUGAAAUGAUGACACCUUUAGACAUGAGCCAGCAGCCAGCAGCGACCGUGAGCGCCGACAGAAGUGCUCUCUCUUGCAACUAUCACCCUGUACCUUGCAGUUCACAUGUGCCCAACGUCAGGUCCGUCCUUCUGCAGAAAAGACUCAGCAUGGUGGAACAGGCCAGCUUCAGCGCGGCUGGGCCUCCCAAACACCAGCCUCCUUUCUCCAACAGCACAGACAAGUUGCCUAAGUAUUGCUGGCCCUCCCGGACCGACCCCCUGCCCCCUUCUCUUUUGCGGGAGUUCAACGCUCAGCUCUGCCCUCAGCACGCUUUUAGCGUGCCCAACAUCAUCAGCUCUUCCCGGAGCAAGACCCUCACCCGCAGCGUCAUCUCGAUGCCCACCUCGGAGAAAGCACAGAGCAAACUCUGCAAACUCAUUGACGACAACCGGCAGUUUGUGGGGAGAAAUAAGCAGCAAAGGCAGCGCUACGUGACCAAAGUUGGGAAGUGCAAGGUCAGCUUAGGCAACAUUCAGGAGAAGAAAAGAUUCCUCUCUGACAUUUUUACCACCAUUGUGGAUCUCAAGUAUCGCUGGUUCCUCUUCAUCUUCAGCAUGUGUUACAUCAUCACCUGGGUGGUCUUCGGCAUCACGUAUUACCUGGAUGCCUGGUUACGAGACGACAUCAACCACAUCGGGGAUGUUGAAUGGAAGGCUUGCAUCGAGAACGUCGAUAACUUCAUCUCAGCCUUGCUGUUCUCGGUGGAAAGUCAACGCACAAUUGGCUAUGGCUCCCGCAUUGUGACAGCCAACUGUUCUGAGGGAGUCCUCUUGCUGAUGGCCCAGUCCAUCAUUGGCUCCAUGAUAGAUGCCCUCAUGGUGGGAUGCAUGUUUGUCAAGAUCUCCAGACCCAAGAAGCGUGCCCAAACUUUAAUCUUCAGCAAGAAGUGUGUGAUCUCCAGCCGGGAUGAGAAGCUUUGUCUCAUGUUCCGCAUUGGAGACCUUCGAGAUAGUCACAUGGUGGACGCAAAAAUAAGAGCCAAACUCAUUAAAUCCAGGCAAACCAAGGAAGGAGAGUUCAUCCCGCUCGACCAAUCAGAACUGAAUCUGGGCUAUGGCACUGGGGAGGACCGUCUCUUCCUGGUGGAGCCCCAGAUAAUUUGUCACAUCAUCAACGAGGUCAGCCCUUUCUGGGAGAUGUCUGCAGAGGCGCUGAAGAGGGAGCAGUUUGAAAUCAUCAUAAUCCUCGAAGGCAUUGUGGAAGCCACAGGAAUGACAUGUCAAGCCAGGACAUCGUACAUCGAGAAUGAAAUUCUCUGGGGCCAUCGCUUUGAGCCCUGCAUGACCCUGGAAAAAGGUGCCUUCCACGUAGAUUACACCAAAUUUGAGAAGACUUUUGAGGUGCAGACGCCGCUGCUGAGCGCACGCGAGAUCUACAACAUGAAGGAGAUGGAGAAUCAGGAGCAAUCAACGCUGAACUUCUACUGGGAUCGUCUGGCCCAGCCUUGCUGUUCAGUAGAGCCCAACCAUGAAGCCCAACGAGGGGGCUGUCCCAACGAGGAAAGCUGCUCCAACUUCACGGAGAAGAGGAACAAUGAACACCGGAACCAUAGUACCAGACUCUAA